Molecule: messenger RNA, 803 nt
Organism: Perkinsus marinus ATCC 50983
Lineage: Eukaryota; Perkinsozoa; Perkinsida; Perkinsidae
Exons: 6
Coding region: 14-781 (255 amino acids)
Molecular function (GO): nucleic acid binding
Source: RefSeq, a predicted model, not a curated record
CAUCAAUCGUUCUAUGAACAUCGGACGGCCGAAAGCAGUCGCAGACGCAAUCACGGCUCUGCCGAUUCCUAAAAACUGGAUUGGAGUGGGAGCUCAAGUGAAUCAAAUACAGUUUGUUAACCGCUAUCUGCGACGACAUUUCCGGGAAGGUCCCGAGAACCUCAGUGAGACCUCCCUGCGAUGUAUCGGCAUAAGCCCCACAGCUCAAGCUAUACGCGCCCCCGCCAGAGUAAAUUGCAAGCUGGUUGAUUCACAUAGUGCAACCUUGUUGGGUGUGACACCGAUGAGAGAUCUCCAAUACCAUACACGGGAUGAAGUCCAGAAGGCUUUGGGUCACGGUUCGAUCCCAGGAACGAAUGAUCCAUCCCUGAGGAUCUACCAUUUGCUCCCAAUAACUUUUCCAGCACAUGAAUCACUGUGGACCUCACCCGAUCCUUUGGUCACUGAUGUGAUCAAAGUAUCGCGAUCCACGGAGCCUCAUCGACUUGGAACUCUCAUAUACAAUCGUUGCAGAGAUGGCGAGGAAGAUAUCACCGUUGUCGCUAGAGGUGACAUAGCGCUCGCUAUGGCUGUCAGAUCCAUCGCCAAAGCGGCUGCGAAGCUGGUAUCGUUUGAAGCAAAACGGCUUGUGGCGAUACCUGUAACGCUCAAACCGAAAUCUUUCCAAGAACUGCAGAUUUCAAUUCGAUGGAUAGAACUUCCACCAAGCUCAACCAAGUUGACGGAGGAGCUUCUCAGCGGGGGAAAGAGUAUUUCUGACGUUGCAACUCGAAGUUCAUGAUAUGCGCGGAGUGUGUUUCUGA